Letharia columbiana is the source of this 702-nucleotide messenger RNA. RefSeq lists its product as uncharacterized. Lineage: Eukaryota; Fungi; Ascomycota; Lecanoromycetes; Lecanorales; Parmeliaceae. The record is from RefSeq and is a predicted model, not a curated record. The transcript is spliced from 4 exons. The coding region runs from base 1 to 702 and encodes 233 amino acids.
AUGGUCAGGUGGCUCACCGAUUUUCGAGUACUCGGACGAUGGGGAGAAAUAGACUCCACCUUCGUGAAUGUAACCUCCGACCCCAAUUUCUUCCUAUCCCAACCUGCAAUCUGGGAUUACGGCAUGGGCGCUGGAGAGCCUCAACUCCCAAUCAUAGCAGGCAAGACAGCAAGGAUAACCGUUCAUGAGCCCGUGGACCACGGCGAUGGCAUGCUCUCUCCCAUACACAAAGCCUGCCUCGAUAUCCUCCAACGAUUAUGUCAGAUCCGUCAAGCGCAGAACGAAGCUUCCGCUUCGGAAGAACCAAAAACGCUUGACGCUUUUUGCGAUGCCUUACGUCAGCGGAGGUGGAGGAACUUUAUUGAGCCAGAUAAGUCAACAAGUGAGGAUUACUAUUACGCUAAGUCUGGCGGGAUAGAAUGGCUGCAUAACUACUACGGUGCAAGACAGUUCUGGACUGAUGAAUGGGAUACGGAGCCUGGAUGGGAGCUGUUAUGCGGCGACCCUUCGCGCCUGACAAUACCCGGCCUGACUCCCUACCUCCUCUCCGAGUUACCCAAGUUACCAUCCACAUCUACAGCACAAACAGUAUCCAAAGAUCAAGUCGCCGAUCGUCUUGGCUGGCUGUUUCCGGAGGAGAUCGAUGCAAUAAUAGGCAACGACACGGGUGUGGCGACUGGGAGCAAGGCAUGGAAGCAUUAG